Messenger RNA from Spodoptera littoralis (African cotton leafworm), 498 nucleotides. NCBI's taxonomy places the organism in Eukaryota, Metazoa, Arthropoda, Insecta, Lepidoptera, Noctuidae. The record is from the annotation of a GenBank genome assembly.
AUGUUGCGUGUUGUGGCUUACGUCUGCGCUCUCCUGGCACUGGCACACGGACAAACCACCAAUGUACAGUCGUGUACUUUCCACAAUGGACCUCUGCCGAUAAACACGUACAUAGAAGGGUGUGUUAAUCCACCAUGUGUCUUUCCACUAGGACAAGAUCCAGUCAUCAACAUCAAGUUCCGAGCACCUCACGCUGUGCAGAGAAUGACAAGUUUUGCGACAGCAUUUCUGUUCGUUGCAAUCCCUUACCCUCUCGGAGAGGCCGCACAAACAUGCAAUUACCUCGCUAACAGCAGCUGCCCUCUGGACGAAGGCGAGGUGGUGCAGUACUCCCUCAAUAUGUUCAUCGAGUCUACUAUCCCUGCGGGAGUAAGCCUGCCAAUCGAGUUUAGGAUCGUGGAUGAUAACAACAAUGCCCUGGUGUGCCUCCGUGUACCAAUCACAACCGCAGCUCCUUUGUCGUCCGACAUGCUUGCUGGGUCGGCUUCUGGAGUCUAG